This is a messenger RNA of Poecilia latipinna (sailfin molly), 7302 nucleotides long. RefSeq names its product SLIT and NTRK like family member 5 (gene slitrk5). Gene Ontology annotation, molecular function: protein binding. The record is from RefSeq and is a predicted model, not a curated record. The transcript has 2 exons. Gene Ontology annotation, biological process: axonogenesis; positive regulation of synapse assembly. Bases 902 to 3526 code for a protein of 874 amino acids. NCBI's taxonomy places the organism in Eukaryota, Metazoa, Chordata, Actinopteri, Cyprinodontiformes, Poeciliidae.
GAGAGAGAGAGAGCGAGAGAGAGAGAGAAAAGGUUUUGGUGGGAAGAUCAAGCUUGUGCACAGCAGCAAGGCUGGAUAUCGCAUGACCGAUGCAGAGCUGCAGAGAAAGAGAGAGAGAGAGACAGAGAGAGAGAGGCAGAGAGAGAGAGAGAGAGAGAAUCGAGAUUCUUGCAUUCGGGGAGAAAGCUGGAAGAGCAUAUUCGCUGAUCUGCGCUCGUUUUGGACGCUCUGGCGGCUAAAAUAAAGAGGCGCAUUUGUCAUCCGCUUCAGGUCUGUGCGUACUUGGAGGAAAGUCACGUUCUUUAAGAAAAAAAUAAAAUAAAUAAAAAUACUGAAGAAAAAAAAUGCAUGCGGUAAGCCCGGCGUGAUGUUCUGAGAUGUGGGAUUACAGCGCUCUGUUCUCAGUCAUGUCCGAACUUUGGUUCUGGCUGCUCUUCCGAGAUGACGCCGCUGAUUUCGGCCGGACGGACUCGGAAGCCGCGCUGGCGUGAAUGAGAUCUCUCCCUCCCUCCUCCUCCUCCUCCUCCUUCUCCUUCUCCUCUUCCUCUUUUCCCGGAUCAGACGGCACUCUUAACGUGCGCCUGCUGUAUGGAGCCUAACGCGGAGGAGACUUGACUUGUUUUUUUUUUUUUUUUUUAAUUAUUUAUUUUUUUUAUUUUAUUUUCCUUUGUUUUCUAUUUCGCCCAAUUUUUGUUGUAUCUGCUUUGGCGAUCGAGUGAAGGACGGGUGACACCAUAGGAGAAGGAGGGGGAAAAAAAAAGACAAAUCAAUGUUUUCCACUGAGGUUGGAGAGAGAAGACCGUGAUUUUCGGGAUGCCUUGGCGUUCACACGGAUCGGCACGAUGACACCUCACACUGGCACCACACUCGAGUGAGCCGGGGCAUCCUCUCCCAGGACAAAAUGCAUAUCUGGAUUCUAAAAAUAAUCCUUCUGAUUGCAUCAUCUCCGAGGCUGGUCGAGAUGUAUGACAAUUAUGGGGAGAUCUGCCGGAGUCUGUGCACGUGUGACGAGAAGGAGGGGAUCCUGACAGUGAGCUGCGAGAACCGGGGGAUCAUCAGACUGACAGAGAUCAGCCCGGUUCAGUUCCCGAUGUACCACCUCCUGCUGACAGGGAACCUCCUGAAGAAGCUGUCAGUCAAUGAUUUCAUCAAUUACACCGGGGUAACCAUCCUGCACUUGGGGAACAAUGAUAUCUCCGAGAUCGAGUCAGGUGCCUUCAACGGACUCCAGGGAUUAAAACGGUUGCACCUGAAUAACAACAAGAUUGACCUUCUGAGGGACGACACUUUCACAGGGCUGGAAAGUUUGGAAUACCUACAAAUUGAUUAUAACUACAUUACAACUAUAGAGCCCAAUGCCUUGAGCAAACUGCACCAACUGACAGUAAUGAUUUUGAAUGAUAACUUACUUUCUGCCCUCCCCUCCAAUAUAUUCCGGAAUGUCCCCCUUACGCACUUGGACCUUAGGGGGAAUCGACUGAAAAUGUUCCCCUACAUCGGCCUCCUGGAGCACAUGGACAAAGUCGUGGAAUUACAACUGGAGGAAAAUCCGUGGAACUGCUCCUGUGAGCUCAUUGCUCUCAAGGCUUGGCUGGAGAGCAUAGCCUACACGGCUCUGGUUGGGGAGGUGGUGUGCGAGACGCCUUUCAGGCUGCAUGGCAGAGACCUGGAUGAGGUGUCCAAGCAGGAGCUGUGCCCGCGGAGACCCGUAGAGGACACGGUCAGGCCUGCACCACCCAGCAGCACCAAUGGAUAUUAUCAGACCACACCUUCUGCUGUCACGGCCUCUGUCACCUCAUCAGCUGUUUUUAGGUCCUCCUCCAGGCCUACCAAGGGCACACGGCAAUUUAACAGAACUAGGUUAAAGCCCACUUCUCGGUUACCGGGCGGUAACCCGUAUAACUAUGGCCCCAUCAUUGCUUUUCAGACCAAAUCUCCUGUGCCUUUGGACUGCCCCACUGCCUGCACAUGUAAUCUGCAGAUUUCUGAAAUUGGGUUAAAUGUCAACUGCCAAGAGAGAAAGAUUGAAAGCAUUUCUGAUCUGAAACCCAAGCCAUACAACCCUAAAAAAAUGUAUCUCACUGGAAAUUACAUCCCUGUGGUGCGAAGAUCUGAUUUUGUCGAUGCUACUGGAUUGGAUUUGCUUCACCUGGGAAACAACAGGAUAAGUGUGAUCCAUGACAGGGCUUUUGGGGAUUUAACCAACCUGCGUCGGCUGUAUUUAAAUGGUAAUCUCAUGGACAGGCUUACAGGGGAGAUGUUUUUUGGCUUGCAGAACUUGCAGUACCUUUAUUUAGAGUACAACAAAAUCAAGGAGGUGGAGGCUGGCACUUUUCGCUACCUGCCUAAUCUCCAGCUGCUUUUCCUCAACAACAACCUCCUCAAAACUUUACCCAUGGGCAUCUUUUCCAGCCUCUCCCUGUCUCGGCUUAAUCUGCGUAACAACCAAUUCCAAAACCUGCCUGUGAGCGGUGUUUUAGAUCAGCUCAAGUUGCUUGUGCAGAUAGAUCUGUUUGAAAACCCCUGGGACUGUUCUUGCGACAUAGUGGGGAUGAAGAUAUGGCUUGAGCAGCUCAGUGCAGGGACGGUGGUUAAUGAGGUUGUGUGCGAGACGCCCGUACGCCACAGGGGGACGGAUCUGCGUUCCAUCCAGUCUGAGCAGCUGUGCCCAGACUACACUGACUCAUACGUCUCACCAACUCCCCCCACGGAGGAGCCCAUGGACGACCAUGUUGUCACAACAAACGCUCCCCAGAAGUUCAGCCCCUCAAGCAGCACAGUUCCCCUCUCGGUCCUCAUCCUUAGCCUCUUGCUUGUUUUCAUCAUGUCCGUCUUUGUGGCAGCGGGGCUCUUUGUUGUGGUGAUGAAAAGGCGCAAAAAGUCUCAGAGUGACCGCACGAGCACCAACAAUUCGGACGUCAGCUCCUUUAACCUGCAAUACAGCCUCUACAGCAAUCGCUCCGGCCCUAAAGUCAAAGCCCCCGCCGGUCAUGUUUACGAGUACAUUCCCCACCCCAUGGGCCACAUGUGCAAAAAUCCCAUUUACAGGUCACGGGAAGGGAACACGGUGGAGGAUUACCGAGACCUUCACGAGCUCAAGGUGACAUACAGGAGUACCCCUGAUGAAGAGAGGGAUGGUAGCACGUUGAGGAGUCCCGCAUACAGCGUUAGUACCAUCGAGCCACGUGACAACCCCUCCCCCAUCCAGGAUGCAGACCACUUUUUCAGGGGCAUUCUGGAGCCUGAUAAGCAGUCUCCGCAUCAGUCCAUCCCAUCCAUCCCAGCAGCCAAUUUAGAGUACAAGUACACUGGGCCUGUGUCGUACACAUACAACCCAAAUUUCGAUGUCAGACGGCAGUUCUUGCACCCGGAGAGGAUAAGAGAAACGGUGCUCUACGGCACAGCACCCAGUACUGUUUAUGUGGAGCCCAACAGAAACGAGUAUUUGGAGCUAAAAGCUAAACUGCAGUCUGAGCCUGAUUACCUCGAGGUCCUUGAGAAACAGACCACCUUUAGUCAGUUCUGAGCAACGCGGUUGCUAAUGUUAAUGAGACACUUUCUCUGCUGGUCCUCCUUGAAACAGUGGCUCAGUUUAUUAAAGGGUGCCUUGGCACAGAAACACACGAGCAAACGCGAGGGAGCUAGGACGGGGUGUGCCGAACAAUCAAUUCUUUCUGAAACGCGACAGCACGAAAAACGGAUACAGCUUUCUGACACGUAGACGAACAAACUCCACUGAUGAUGAUGCAAAUUUUAUUUUUUUAUGGUGAAGAUGGAAUAACACAACAUGUAAGUGUACUGGUAAAUCCUAUCCAACUUCAUUUUCAGGAAUAUAACCAUACAUUAAAAAAAAGGUAUAUUGUGAAUCAGAAGAGAGAGAGAGAGAGAGAGAAACGUUUAUAAAAUCCCUCCGGGAAAAAAAAAAAAAAAUAACACUUGUACAGCAGAUGAUCAGAACUGUGUAGGACUAUUUUCUGCUGUAGUCUGUAAGUAAGUAUUUAUUGAUAUAAUCUGCCAUGUCUUUUAAAAAAAGAAAAAAAAAAACUUUGAUUCUACAUCAGAUAUUACCUGUGUCAUCAUAUUCCAUGAUCCUCUGGAAAAAAAAGGCUUAUGUUUGUAGUUUCAUUUACUGUAGCUCUGCAUUGUAACAGUGGCUUUUUCUUUUUUGAAAGUGGCACACCCCCCCAAAUGUUCAAAAACAGACUGCGUCAUUUGAAGAUUUAAAAAAACAAAACAAAAAAAAAAACAACAAAAAAUAGUGUCUUUGUAUGCUUUCUGCACUUUUUGAAAUUGGAAGGCGAGUUUGCCUUCGUUGAGCUCUCAUAAAGGAGAUUAUUAUAUUAAAAAUGAAUAUGAGUAUUCAUUCUUAAUAUGUAGAGGUGAUAUGUUAUCAAAACUAAAUUCAUAAAUGAUAUUUGAAGUAUUCAUUAUGUUGUGUAAUACUGAUCAAUGUAACACCUAUUUUUAUACGAGCAUUGGCAGAUUCUCUAUCCCUUAUUGGUUCCUUUGUUUUGAUUGCUUUGCACUUAUUGCACUAUAUUGACCAAACUAUGUUAUUGUCAUCAAAUAAAACAAGAUGUCAGGUUCAUACAUUGUGCUCAUGAGGAAAACUGAAGUGUUCUGGUUGACAUUACUAAGAAUCAUCAGAGCUGGGUUGGUAGUGUACCCUUUUAAUUUGGCAAAUCAACUGACAUUGUCUUGGCUAAGAACCGGCGACUGAAGAUGCAGUCUGUGCUUCACUCAUAGGGCUGGCGUCUCAGAAAGGCCUGGAAUCAAUGGGGAUUCAAUCAAUGAGCAUUAAACCUUUGCAAUUAUACAAUGACAACUGUAUCCACAUUACUGCCUGCCAAGCGACAAGGAGGUCAUUUAUAUAAACAUGAUAGGAGCCGACUUAGAGCUCCUGCAAAGCCAGUGGGCAUCAACUUUGACAGUGAUGAGGACAUACAGACUGAAGAUAGUCAUAAUAGACUUGUAUUAGGGAACUUUAAAAACAAAAGAAUUACAUGGGUAGUUAUAAAAAUGCUAAAAAUGUACAUUUAUUUAAUUGUACAUUUCAGUGUGGUUUUAUAUAACACUAUUUUUCAGUGGUGGUUCUGAUAUCUGUUUGGGCCAGUCGAAUAUUAUCAAAUUACAACCACUGAUUCGACCACAAACAACAACAGCUCAACUAUUCAUUAUAGUAAUAGAAUCACAUUUCAACUUGGUUUUUGUUAAGAUACUAAAUUUCAAAUGUAAUAUUUUCAUUCUUUGCAUAUAAAUAAUAUUUUUAGCUAGUUGAAAGGACUCCUAACUGCUCUUAUUGCCCAUAUAUGUUGUGCAUUUUAAGAGGCUAGUGUUUACAUAGAGUGGUAAAGAAAGAAAACAAUAGAGAAUAGAAAGCAAAGAACAUUUCCUUAAAUCGUCAACUGUUAAAGUGGGUCAGACAUGCAUCAAGUUCAAAGCAAGUGCAAAAUGAUGCACUGGUUGGUGUGAAAGGUUUUGUGGUUGAUGACUUGUUUUUGCUCAUGAGAGACCAACAUUGCGAUGGUACAAAAUGACGAGCACAAAUCAAAAACAACAACUUUAGACACUAAAGCAAAACAAAAUAAGUCAAUUAACUAUUAUUGUCUUUUUGAGUAGGAAUCGGUGCAAAACAUAGCUUCCCUGUUGUGAUUUGGGUACAAAAACCAGGCAAAAGUAUAGAAAAAAAAAAAUUCAGUCAAGAGCAAAUCUCAACAUUAAAAGUAUGUAAAUUUUACUUUUGCAGUUUUCAUGUUUGACUUUUUCAGUGAUUCGUGGUAGUGUAUGCUAUGUGACAGACAGGGCUCUGGGUUCAAAAGGAUCCAGAUUCAAAUGUGAGAGGGCGAAAUGAAGACACUUUUUAAAAUACAGAUCGUAACUUAAAGGUAGUUUUUUUUUUUUUUUUUGGUACUGUCUGAAGUUGUUGUCUCGAUUUGUUUGGCCACUUCACUACUUGAAAAUGCAAAGCAGGGCCCAUAAAAAGGCAAGAGGCUGCCCCUGUGCCACCAUUUUCAGUGUGCAGCGAGCGUCACCAUUUAGGAAUCCGAGCGCUCCCUCAGCAGAGACAGACGACAUCUUUCCGGAGCCGAGGCCCGCCGACUAAUUCUCAACUCGCGGGGAAUUAUUUGGAAUUAAAUGAAUUUAUAAUUAAACCUUCUCCGCGUGCAAAGAGCUGUUAUAUAACUGUUUACGUUUUUUUUUUUUUUCUUCUCUUUCCCACUACCAAGUCCAUCGUGGUGCCUGCUGCCUUGCCUUAUUAAAAAAAAAAAAAAAAUGUAACGCUCUGGGUCCUCAUUGCUUUCAGAGAAGCUCAGAAUGAGAGCAGAAGGCAACCAUUUGGGAGAUGAGGAGUCCUGGAACCGAGUGUAACUGUGGAUGUGUCAUACAUGUUGCAGGGAGAGGUGAAUCAUAGCCAAGGAGUGCAUGCACUCGGCCAGCAUUGGUGGCCUGUGGGCUGCUCACAGUUCCUGACAUGGAAUUAUAUUUAAUUUUUGUGAUGCUUAUAUUGCUAAACACUUUGCACCUGAGCAGCACGGUGACAAAUGUUUAAAAUGUGGUGCAGAUGGCUGCAUGGGGUUUCAUUUUCAUAUCCUCGAAUUACAAUUUUUUUUCUUUUCUCAUCGUCAGAUGACAAAAUGUUCGAACACAUUGAUGAAAUCAAUGAAUCAUUUUUUUCCCCCCCUUUUCUGAAAUAGGUUUGUCAUUACUGUGUGUGCGCGCGCGAGUAUUAACAUCUAUCCAACCCAGACUGUUUGGUUUAAUUGCCGCCUUGACCCAGCUUACAGUCCCAGCGUAAUAUAGUCGCAUUUGUCGAAAUUGCACGCUGAAUCAAUUUAAAAACCAAAAUUGAUCAGAGAAUCUGUUGAACUUCUGCGGCGAGAUUGGAGAGGAGGCGGGCGAGGUGAGACAUCCCAGAUGGCGUUGCCUCACGCUGACCGGCAUCCCUGAUCAUUUCUGAAUGAAACUCAUCGCGUGGGAUCUGACGCAAGGCCGGCGGUGUGUGAUGCAGGUGUGGGGCAGAGGAAGCCUCCCUCCUCGCAGAGAGAGAGCUCAUCAGAAAGGCAGAGCCGGGGAGAGAGAGAGAGAGAGAGAGAGAGAGACGGGUGAUGGGCAGCCGGUGUUCUCGUACGCUCUUCUGCUUUCGCACCAUUUGAGAGUUAAUCAAUGCGGAAGCAGAGUGGCACAGCGCAUGAAACCUGUCCAAGCUCUGCACCAAGUGUUGGCUCAUCACUUCUGCUAUUUUCGGUGCGUGGAGUUGAACUUGCCCGGCAAUUACUUUCGAACAGUGUUCUUAAAAAAUAA